AUAAACACUACACAAAUGUCCCAUUCAAACAAUUGUAGAAAUGACGUCAUUUUUGGUUAAGUACUCUUUAUGCACUUUACUGAAAAUCGCUCUCAGUUUCAAAAAGAUCAAGAUGAAAAAUAACAAAUGUGGUUAGAAUAAAACUUUUUUAACAUCAGUUAAAAACGUUUUAACAUGUUUUCUAAACAUUUUUAACAUCACUGUAAUCAUUUAAUUAUGCUAUCAUGCUAUGGGUGAUUUGUAAAUUUACUCUCAUGCUCGUAAGAUUUAUGUCUUUAGCUCCAUUUUAUACACUGGAUGUUGUGCAAUCCAAUUUAUUUAAAGAUAGAGAAUGUAAAUGCAACAAAUUUAAUUUUAGCUGGUCACAACCGUAAUCUCCCUAGAUACUAGGACAGAAUAAGACACCUAUUACAAAAAUAAAAGUCUUUUUUUUUCCUGACUUGACAACUGCGCAUGACUCCUGCAAGUUUCAGGCUGCCAUUUCCGGUUUCAUGCGGCCUGUUUAUUACCAGGGGGAAAUAUAUGUUUAGCGAAUACGAGAAUAACCAGGAGAAACAACUAUUGUAAGUAGUUGUGUGAAUUUUGUAAUUAUUUAUAUCACUUUUAUUGUAACUCAGUUUGAUUUGAAAAUGCUAUUAUUGGUGUAUUUAUGCGUUAACUGUACGUAUCCACUUCGCCGCCCCCCACCAAAAAAUGGUUCCUUCCGAAGAUGACGUAUUUCCCCCAUGACUUAGGUAACGUCUUUUGCUAGGAAAACAACAGGCGCGUGAGGUUUAUGGAACGCAAACGCAAAUAAUUGUGUUUGUUUUAGGUUUGAGAUUUGAAAUCGCGUUCGAUUACAAACAGAGUUAGGAUCAGGGUGUGUGUUUCGCCCGCUGUGUGAGCCGUGCAGAGGAAACAUUAGCCACUCGGCUCGCUCAUUCAUUCAGCACGCGCAGCACGCUUGGAGGCGCGAGGGGGAGGCAGCCUGAGACCAGCGACCGCUAACAAAGGAAGAGCAGAACGGGGCCGAGCUGCUGUCGGCUCGCGUGUUUUCUUCUGAGCUAACUUUCACUUCACUGCAGAAUAACAUCGAGUUCUCACAGACAAGAGCAGAGAUGGCCGACAUGUACAUUCGCGUGGCUGAGGAGGAGAAUGAAGAGCCGAUGGAGAUUCCCUCGGAAGACGACGGCACGGUGCUGUUGUCCACGGUGGCGGCGCAGUUCCCGGGCGCGUGCGGCCUGCGCUACCGGAGCCCUAUUUCUCAGUGCAUGCGCGGUGUGCGCCUGGUGGACGGAGUGCUGCACGCGCCGGAAAACGGCUGGGGCAACCUCGUCUACGUCGUCAAUUACCCAAAAGAAUCGGCAGACAACAAGCGCAAAAUGGAUGAGAUAGAUGCUUCGUCUGCAAAGAUCAAGAGAGGAGACCAGAAGACCUCAGAUCUGAUUGUGUUGGGCUUGCCAUGGAAAACUACAGAACAGGACCUGAAAGAGUACUUCAGUACCUUCGGCGAUGUAAUCAUGGUGCAGGUGAAACGAGAUGCAAAGACUGGAAAUUCGAAAGGCUUUGGCUUUGUUAGAUUUGCUGACUGGGAGACCCAGGGUAAAGUGAUUACCCAGCGGCACAUGAUCGAUGGGAGAUGGUGUGACUGCAAACUGCCCAAUUCUAAGCAAGGUCCUGACGAGCCAAUGAGGAGCAGGAAGGUGUUUGUUGGCCGUUGCACUGAGGACAUGACUUCUGAUGAUCUGCGCCAGUUCUUCAUGCAGUAUGGCGAGGUCACGGAUGUCUUCAUCCCCAAGCCUUUCCGAGCUUUCGCUUUUGUUACGUUUGCUGAUGACCAGAUUGCCGCUUCCCUGUGUGGAGAGGAUCUAAUCAUCAAGGGAGUGAGUGUUCAUAUAUCCAACGCUGAACCCAAGCACAGUGGCAGAGGGCACAUGAUGGAUCGGGUCCGCUACGGAAAUGGUUUCGGCGCGCAGGCUUUUGGGAGCAGCCGCAGCAGCUCCAGCAGCCUGGGAAACUUCAGCAACUUCAACCUGAACCCGGCCAUGAUGGCCGCCGCUCAGGCUGCCCUGCAGAGUAGCUGGGGAAUGAUGGGAAUGUUGGCGCAGCAGGGUCAGUCAGCUACGUCUGGCUCAAGCGCGAGCGGCGCUAGCUCCGCUCGAGACCAGACGCAGUACAGCACAGGAAACAGCAACUACAGCAGCAGCUCAGCUGCACUCGGCUGGGGCGCAGGCUCUAACGCCGCUAGCAGCGGAAGUGGGUUUAACUCGAGCUUCGGCUCCAGUAUGGAGUCGAAGUCUACGGGGUGGGGGAUGUAAGUGGUGGGGUUUGUUUUUGAAGUGUUGAUAUUUUUAGUGUGUGUUUGGUAAGUAUUUUCUGAGAGACUUAACUCUUUUUGUGCAUUGCGGGAGUGGGAGCAGGAGCAAAUGGGGAGUUUGGGGAGACCAGAAUGUUUUUCUACAUUUGAACAAGAUAUUAAAUGAGAUUAAAGUUUAAAACAGGUAGUGUUACACAAACAUCAUCUUUGUAAUUUACUUUUCCCCCCUCUUUAUGCUGUAUUGGUUAAUUUGGGGUAGGGAGAAAAUGUUUCAACUGGAUUCUUAAAAAUGCAUGCAGUUUAAUCUGUGGUCACAGAAAGCUUGUUUUUAAAGUCUUGCAUUGGGAAGAAUCUGGUUGAAACUUGAGUCUUUUAAGUACAUGUUUUAUUUGCAGCAAGAUAAGUUUAAAAAGCCUUCAUCGAAAUCUCUUCUGCAGUUGCCAUCUGUGGGUUUUGCCUGAGAAGAAGGCCCUCUGUGGCAGCACUGUGCGGCUGAGAUCAUAAUCCCAUCUUCCUCAUGUCUAAAAGCUCUCCUCGCUCGGCUCGCUGACACGGUGGGUGUCCUUUUUUUUUUUUUUUUUUUUUUUUAAGUCAGCAUAUUUUUCUGAUUUCACAAGAACUGUACAGAAAAAGUGAACAUUUUUAACAACUGUUGAGUGCGCUUGGUGGUGGCGAAGAGUGAGCGAACGGAGAGAAAGGAAGGCAUGGAAGCGAGCGAGCGAAAAAAGACUGAUGCGAGUGCGAUGAAAGAGCUAAAAUGUGACUGAGUGGCUUUGUGAGCGCGUGAAUGAGAGCUUGUUUUCACAUCCCAGCCUCACCUAUACACAACCCAGAACAGAUGGACAAUUAGUUUACCUGUACCUGAAGGAUCACAUUUUCCCUCCUAGGCUUCCCAUUUUGCUUUUCUCCUAUCAUAUACUGACAAUGUGUUUAAAUAGCUAGUGGAAUGUUGUGAUGAGUAUUUUUUUUUUGUCUUGCUUCUAUAAAACUGAUCUGAAUGCUG
Messenger RNA from Pangasianodon hypophthalmus (striped catfish), 3299 nucleotides. It is a transcript of the gene tardbpb, whose product is annotated as TAR DNA binding protein b. Bases 1098 to 2297 code for a protein of 399 amino acids. The transcript has 6 exons. Gene Ontology annotation, biological process: regulation of gene expression. The record is from RefSeq and is a predicted model, not a curated record. Gene Ontology annotation, cellular component: nucleoplasm. Lineage: Eukaryota; Metazoa; Chordata; Actinopteri; Siluriformes; Pangasiidae. Gene Ontology annotation, molecular function: RNA binding.